AAUUAUUCAAUACCGAUUUGCCAUGUCACAUGAUCAGAAAAUGGCUGCGCCCAUGAACACGUAACUUUUCUAUUUCACACCUAAUUUUUCCAAUUAUUUUGGAAAAGGGUUACAUACAGACUUUUGGCUAACGUGGAGUUUUAAGCAGACAAUCCAAGAUAUCAUCAACCACAAGUGAAUACAAAGGGUAGCAUGAGUAAGCAAAGAAAGUCCCACAAGGGCGGUAACAAGCAAAAAAACAAGGGAUCUUCUUUUAGCAGAAACAAACAGUUCUCAUCAGGGUUUGAUGCAGAAGUUGGUGCUGGGAAUGAUGGUUCAUCAUCAGAUAGCAGUACAGAGACAGCAGAUAUUUCUAUUGACUUCCCACUGGCAAUGUGGGAUUUGGAACACUGUGAUCCAAAGAAGUGCACUGGACGUAAACUCAUGCGUAUGGGUCUUGUGAAAGAGUUGAAAUUAGGCCAGAAAUUCAAUGGCCUAAUUCUUUCCCCUAUGGGGACACAGUGCGUGUCUCCAGCUGACAGGGACAUUGUAAAAGAACAUGGAAUAGCAGUGGUGGAUUGUUCCUGGGCCAGACUGGAAGAUACACCGUUUAACAAGAUGAAGGGCAACAAUCCAAGACUGUUACCAUAUUUGAUAGCCACGAAUCCAGUCAACUAUGGAAAACCCUGCACCCUCAGUUGUGUGGAAGCCUUUGCAGCAGCCAUGUUUCUUGCUGGGUACAGAGAUGAGUGCAAUGUAAUUCUUGAUAAAUUUGGAUGGGGCCGGUCAUUCUUUGUGGUGAACAAAGAUCUUUUUGAAUUGUACGGCGCUUGUAAAGACAGCAAAGAAGUUGUGGCUACACAGCAGGCAUAUUUAGAGGACGUUCAAAGGGAAAAAGAUGAGAAAACUGUGGCUUAUGAAGAUCUUACACACCUUAAUAUGGAUGGCAAAUCUCACAAUCCAAACAGACAGAGAAAUAGCGAUCUACCUCCGUCCAGCAGUGAAAGUUGUUCCGAAGGUGAAGAAGCUGAACUUCUUGUUGACAAAUUUGGCAAUACCAUAAUACUGAAUGAUGACAAUACAAAAGUCAAUGCUAAUGAAUCUGAUGAACAUGUAGCGUGGUCACCAUAAGUACAUGAGAGUGAUUAAAGAAAUAAAAAAAAAUACCCUU
Molecule: messenger RNA, 1150 nt
Organism: Dreissena polymorpha
Lineage: Eukaryota; Metazoa; Mollusca; Bivalvia; Myida; Dreissenidae
Product: 18S rRNA aminocarboxypropyltransferase-like
Exons: 7
Coding region: 193-1110 (305 amino acids)
Biological process (GO): maturation of SSU-rRNA
Molecular function (GO): rRNA small subunit aminocarboxypropyltransferase activity
Source: RefSeq, a predicted model, not a curated record